Messenger RNA from Egretta garzetta (little egret), 2394 nucleotides. RefSeq names its product disintegrin and metalloproteinase domain-containing protein 9. Gene Ontology annotation, molecular function: metalloendopeptidase activity. Gene Ontology annotation, cellular component: plasma membrane. The transcript is spliced from 23 exons. NCBI's taxonomy places the organism in Eukaryota, Metazoa, Chordata, Aves, Pelecaniformes, Ardeidae. The coding region runs from base 1 to 2394 and encodes 797 amino acids. Gene Ontology annotation, biological process: proteolysis. The record is from RefSeq and is a predicted model, not a curated record.
AUGCUAAAGCAGAGCCUAUUUUUUUUCACUUUUGGACUAACUUUAACUGGAAAACCUUUUUGGAUAAAAGGUGUAUCUUCUGAACAGACAUCCAGACUUUCUACAUUAGAAAUAAUUAUUCCUCGAAGUCUGACAGACAGAGAGAAACACCACCCAUUUUUUCAUGAGGAGCAUUGGGAUGACAGUCUUUCUUACUCGAUUAAAACCAGAAAUGGGACAUACCUCCUAAAUCUGAAGAAAAAUAAAAAGCUUGUUAGUGAAGACUUUAUGCUAUAUACAUAUGGGGAAAAUGGAAAACUGGAGGCAACGCCAUCAAAACCCAAGACACACUGUUAUUACCACGGCACUGUUGAAGGAAUUGCUGACUCAAUGCUUGCUCUUAGCACGUGUGAUGGCCUUAGAGGCAUUCUCCACAUUGGUGGCAAAUGGUAUGGAAUGGAGCCGCUCAACACAUCCAGCCCAUUUGAACAUGUGUUUUACCAGUUAGAAGAUAUGCAGGAUAUGCCCUUCCAAUGUGGCGUGCUGAAUGGCAGCCUUCAUCACGAGAUGUUUGUGAAGCACUCCGUGAAAUACAUGUUUUUAUCAAACAGUACCUCUAGCAGGAGCAGAGCUCUGCGCAAGAAGCGAGCUGUCCUGCCACAGAAAAGCUACGUGGAAUUAUUUGUGGUUGUGGAUCAGGAGAGGUUUUUGAUGAAGAAAUCAGAUACUGCUGUGGUGCAAAAGGAAACAGUUGAGCUGAUUAAUUACGUUGAUGGGAUGUAUAGAGCAUUAAACAUCCAGAUUGUUUUGGUUGGAUUAGAGAUCUGGACAGAUUCAAACCACAUAUCUGUAAUGGAUGGUUCAGCUGGAGAUGUGCUGAGUAGAUUCGUUUCUUGGAGACAGAAAGAUCUUCUUAAGCGAUCACGAAAUGAUGUUAGCCAUCUCAUAAUAGGGAGAAGCUCUUACAGUGGUUCCAUUGGAAUGGCUUUUGUAGGUACCGUCUGCUCGCAAGUCCUGGGAGGGUCAAUCAGCACUCUGAAUCAUAACGAUAUGUUACGUCAUGCUACAGUAGUUGCACAUGAAUUGGGGCAUAAUCUUGGAAUGAAACAUGAUGAUAAAAGAUGUCCUGCAUCCUAUAUUAUGCACAGCACAGAUAACGGAUCCAGGAAUUUCAGCACCUGCAGUGCUGAUGAUUUUGAGAACCUUAUUCUAAAUGGAGGUGGAAACUGCCUUAGAAAUCCUCCCAAAACAAGUAAUGUUUACAAGGAGCCCGUCUGUGGUAAUAAUGUGGUCGAUAACAAUGAAGAAUGUGACUGUGGAAAACCGCAGGAAUGUACUAACCCUUGCUGUGAUGCUGCAACCUGCAAACUCACACCUGGAUCGCAAUGCGCUCAAGGACUGUGCUGCAAAAACUGCAAGUUUGAGGUGGCAGGAGUGGAGUGCAGAUCAAAAAUGGAUUUCUGUGACCUACCCGAAUACUGCAAUGGAAGCAAUGCCUACUGUCCAGACGACGUUUAUAUCAUGAAUGGUUACCCAUGCGACAACAUGAGGGCAUAUUGCUACUACGGAGUGUGCCAGAGUUUUGAUUCACAAUGUGAAUCUAUAUAUGGAAAAGGGGCACGAAAAGCACCUGAUAUAUGCUUUGAAAAAGCAAAUAUUAAAGGAGAUAGGUUUGGAAACUGUGGAAUAACUGGCGGAGUGUACAAGAAAUGUCCUAUUCAGCAUAGUCUGUGCGGCAAGCUCCAGUGCACAUCUGUUAGUCUUCAGAACCUUCCUGCUUGGAGUAUUGUCAGUAACGCAUCUGGGGUUUUAUGCUGGUCUUCUGACUUCGACCUAGGAUCAGAUGUCCCUGAUCCUGCUCAGGUUCAUGAUGGAACAGCCUGUGGAGAAAAGAAGGCCUGUUUAGGUUUUGAAUGUGUUGAUGCAAGUUAUCUGGGCUACAGCUGUGAUGUAAAGCAGAAGUGUAACGAUAAUGGGGUGUGUAACAACAACGGGAACUGCCACUGCGAUUCUGGAUGGGCGCCUCCGUUCUGUAAGCAGUCAGGCUACGGCGGCAGCGUUGACAGCGGUCCAGCUCACAUAGAUACAUCACUUCGGGAUGGUCUGCUUAUUUUUUUCCUCCUUGUGGUGCCAAUAGUAAUCAUUACUGUAUUAGCAGUAAUUAAGCGUGAUGCAAUAAAAAGAAAGUUUUGCAGAAAAAGUAGAAGACAACACAGGGAAAACAACGUGCAGCAACCAAAGCAAAACAACAGACCAAGCCACGACACAAGAAAUAAUCAGCCUGCCACAUCAAGUCCUGAUUUUUUUACCAUAUCGCAUUUCCCCGCUCCAAGGCAGCCAGUACAAGCCCAGUUUCCUGCAGUUCCCUCAGCGACUCCUCAGCGACCCGCAGACCCACCCAGACCGGCUGUCUGA